CCCAAACAGUGAGGGGUGGGGAUGGGGCGGGCCCUGAGUUUUGAAAGACCAGCCAGCAGUUUUGGUGUGGUGCAGUGGGAGGUAGAGGCCCCAUGUCCACCAUGCUGAUCACACACAGUGAAGGGGGGGGGUUGUUUGUAGGCCCCUAGAGAUUUUCCCUGAGACCCAGCCCAAAGUGUCCAAGUCAGGACUCUCCUUUGGGGGUAUGGGGAGAGGAUUUGAUGUCCCUGUGAUGAAAUUUGGAAGAACAAGAAAGAGAAGGAGGGUCUAGUUUCCAUCUCCCAGGAAAAUCUUGCAAGGGUCAUAUUUGACACAUGAAUUCUUAUUCAGAGUAUCAUCAGGUGGGGUCUUUAAGGCCUUUAGUCUCUAAGAGAUGGCUGGCUGCCUGUCACCAAAUGAUAGAGUGUGGGUCACAGAAAUGGUGCUGGGCUGGCCCUGUGAACUGAAUCUGCGCACAACUGUGUAAUCGCUAGUUUGUCCUCACCUCUUGGAGCAGCCUCUGUGGAGGGGCUUAGGCUGGGGCCUGCAGCCUCUCCUGAGCAUGUUGAGGUUAUUAACUGUUGUAGCUGCUAUGCAGAUCUGUCCCAGUAGGCCUGUUAAUAGGGUGAGGGGUAAGUGCCUGUGAGGACCUGGAUGGUGGGAAGAGGAUAGGGGAAUGCUGUGUCCUACAGAAAUAUCUCCAGACCCCCCGCCCCCCAGACCCAGGCCUAAGCACUUGCAUUCCUUUGUUCCUGCAAACCAGUUCCAGUAAGGCAGAAAUCCCUUAGCCGUACCUGGGCGAUUACAGAGGCACCGAUUGAGCUCCUGCUUCUGCACAGCAGUGCAAGAGAGCAGUGAAGAAAAUGAGCCCUGUAAGGGUUACCCCUCAGAAGACACAGGACCCUACCUUCAAGGAGCGUAGAAUCUAACUGGAAAGUGUCCCUGCGUGAACAGUCAUUACAUGUUAGCAGUCACGGGGCUGUGCUGUCUGUGAUGGUGUUUUUGAGAAGAAUAAGAGAAGGGAUGAUUUCGGGGGAAUGGAUGGAGGGUGCAGAAUAGUAGAAAUGGUUUGUGAUGCUCCGCCUUCCACAGAGCCAACCUCUUUCAACAUACAGACCUCCCUCUUCCCUAGGUCCAAGGGCCUUAAAAAACCUGGAGCUAGAAAGCAGUAGACUGGAGGCUUCUGCAGACUGUAGGAUUCAAGGCUACGCAAACUCUUAGCAGUAAACGAAAAUGAGUAUUUUACCGAACUGCAAGUCAAAGAAGAAGCGUUAUAGGAGAGGACAGAAGGCGCCGGGAGCAGCAUUGAGAGAUGGCUGGAAGAGAAGAAAGGUUAUUUUGUGGCGGAAGAGCUGAGCAACACAAAACGGAAUCCACAUGUAGAAACGCACGGCCCUCAAACCCCGAAGCGGGUGGGUGGCGAAGACGAAGGGGUGCGAGGGCAGGGCCCUGCGCGCCCCAUUGUAGCGUGGGAGCCCCGGAGUCGUUCCGAGUCGGCUCCUAGGCAUCGGCUACCUUGCCCUUGACUGGCAGUGGACUGGGGUCUCGGCCUGUGCGAGGGCCCGUGUUAGGUUCCCUCAUUUGUAGCGCCUGCGGUCCUGAUUCUCAGGAACCCACCACCCCGGACUGGAGACGGUGCCCGCCGCGCCCCUCGGGCUGCAGCGCCGCGGCCCCCGCCCCGGGUGCCGGGCGUUGUCCACACGCGGCGGGCGGCCGGGCGUUCAACGAGGCACUUAGGCUCCCCGAGCCACAGUCGCGCUGGGUGUCAGGUGAAGACGGCUCCUGCUGUGCUGCCAACCCUCCAAGACACUUGCUGAGUCUCGAAGGCUGUAUGUGUGAAAGCAUCUUGCCAUUGGUAAAAACGACGCGAUACGAGGCUGGCCUGUGGUGAUUCUUGCCGCCCGAGGGACGCUGUCGAGGCCUUCCCGUCAGCGCCCGCGCCUGUGCGGUGCUUCCGGACGGGCUCGGGGCUGAAACGGCGAAGGCCGGGGGCGCGGCCGGCGCGGGCCGGCGCAGACGCCGCCUCCGGGCCGCCCGAGCAGGUCGCGAGCGCGGCGACCGUGGCCCCCAUGGCGACGGGGCCGACUUCCGCCCGGCGCCCCGCGACGCGCACCAUGGCAACCGGGUCGCCGCGCUGCCCGCACCCUGAGGGGACGCGGCCAUGUACAGCCAGCGGUUUGGCACGGUGCAGCGGGAGGUCAGGGGCCCCACUCCCAGAGUGGUGGUCGUGAGAGCCAAGCCUCCGAAAGGCCGAGUGGCAGAGCAGCGUCUGGAAAGAAUACAGCGGAGCCAUCAGGAGCAUCAUGCUGUUCUGGCUUCCAUCAGGUCAAAAGAUCGGGAUCGCUUGAAAGUUGAAUGGGAGCAGCACCAUGACCGCAGGUUUUGGGAUAGCCUGGUGCAGGCGAGAGUCAAGGAUGCCAUGCAGGGGUUCAUCCUCAACACUGAAGAGAGGCGAAAUAAGCUACGCGAACUUUUAGCAGCGGAAGAAAAUGAAUAUUUUGCUGAAAUGCAAAUGAAAGAAGAAACCAUUGAGGAGAAAAAAGAUAGAAUGAGAGAGAAGACCAGGUUGUUAAAAGAGAAGAAAGAAAAAGAGAGACAGGAUUUUGUGGCUGAAAAACUAGACCAGCAAUUCAGGCAGUGCUGUGACGAGCUCCGAGCCGAACUGGUCUGCGACCACCAGAAGCAGGUGUGCGAGGAGCGGAGGGCGCAGCUGGCCUUUAACGAGGAGCUGAAGCGGCAGCGGCUGGUGGAGGAGCAGAUGUUCUCGAAGCUCUGGGAGCAAGACCGCUUAGCCAAGGAGCAGCGAGAAGCCCAGGAGGCCCGGAGGCAGAGAGCGCUGGCGGACAACUUGCGCCUGGGGCUCCACGCCCAGGUCACGGGCAUCCGGGCGCAGAGGCAGGCGGCGCAGCUGCUGAAGGAGGAGGAGGCGCGCCUCGUGGACCAGGAGAGAGCACAGGUUAAACUCGAGAAUGAACAGGACAAGCUGAAGAAACAGAAGAAGAAACAGGAGACAAAGGCCAUUUUGCAAAAAGCGCUGGAAGAGAGGAUAGAGUACAUUCAGCAGGAAUACAGAGAGGAGCAGGACUUGGACAGGAAGCUGGUACAGAGAGCCCUUCAAGACUUACAGGAAGAGGAAGACAAGAAGAAGCAGAACAAAAAAGACACAGCCAGAGAACAGAAGCUGUAUCUUCAGUACAUCGCCCAGUGCCGUGAAGAAGAAGUAGCUCAGGAGAAAGAGCUGGACAGAAUAAUAGAGGAAGAGAAGGAAAAAAAGUUGGCCAAGAAGGACAAGGAGCUGAGACUCGAAAAGGAGGCGAGGAAGCAGCUCAUGGCGGAGGUCAUGUGUACACGGGAACUCCAAGUUCUAGAAAAGUUGCAGCGGAAAGCGAAGGAGCAGGAAGAGCUGGCUGUGGAGCGGGAGCGGAUAAACGCAGGGCUUAGAGAGCUGAACUGUGACGAGAAGGAGAGGUUUUCAAGACGCUACGGGAAAGCCCAGGAGUACAGGAAGCAACUUGAGAUGCAAAUAGCCUACCAGCAGCAGGCCCGAGAAGCAGAGAAGGAAGAGAGACGCCGAGAGUUCGAAGUGGGGCUCGCAGAAAACAAGGCCUGCAUGGACAAGAUCCAGGAGGUCCUGUCCACGCAUCGAGCGAUGCCCCGGAAAACGCACCCCAUGAGGAAGGCGUGCGCCAGUAAGCUCCCGCCAUAG
Molecule: messenger RNA, 3685 nt
Organism: Lepus europaeus (European hare)
Lineage: Eukaryota; Metazoa; Chordata; Mammalia; Lagomorpha; Leporidae
Gene: CFAP53
Product: cilia and flagella associated protein 53
Exons: 9
Coding region: 2141-3685 (514 amino acids)
Source: RefSeq, a predicted model, not a curated record